UACGUCAAAUCGUUGCAAUGGCGUCGAUGCAUGUGGGAUGCAGCUGCCGCCGACUGGCGCCGGAAGGAGGGUUCUCGACGACGCGGCCGCCGAGCACGUCGGUGCUCGGCGGCCGCUGCCCCGCCCACCCGCAGCAAACUCCCCAGCGUGGCCCCUCACUCGGCGCCUCGCUGGCAGCCCCAUGCGCCCUCGCGACUCGGCCCACGGCCGGCCAGCUCAGCAGCAGCCUGCCGCUCAAAGGAGCCGCCGGUCGCGGCCGGCCGGCUGCUGCUGCGGCCGUUGGCGAGCCCGGCGAGCCCUCCGGCCCUGCCAACCAGGGGCCUUCCGGGGCACGCCGCCCCCGCAACGCCGGGGCCAGCAGCUCACAGCCGUCCAACUCCGAAACUACAGCUGCAGCCACUGACACCCCCAGCACGGCGGCAGACGUGCCGGCACGCGGGCAGCGCGGCAAGGGGCCACGGCUGCAGCUGGUGCACGACAGCGCCGCCGCCGGAGGCGCGGCGGGCAGAGGCGCCGCCGCCGUACCUCGUGACGUACAGCGGCGCGAGGACAACCCCUCGUUGGACGAGAUCGUACUGGACGAGCAGUACUACAGGGAGAUGGGCAUUAGUAAGGAGGAGCUGGUCGACACGCUGCGGGGGUACGACGCCACGGAGCUGGAUCCGUACGGCGAGAACGUGGGGCCGGCGGGGCCCAUGCAGCUUGGAUCCGGAUCCGGAUUCGGCGAUAUGGAUGGGGCCGAUGGCGGCGAUGACGGCCGGCCGCUGCUGGAUCUGGGGCUGCUGGGAUCUGGAUCCGGCGCGGAUGGCGACGGAGACGAGGACCCGCCGUACGGUCCGGAGGCGCUGGUGCUGGCGGGGUUUCGUGCCGAGGAGCACGGCGUGGUGCGGGCGGUGCUGGACUCGGCAGGCGGGCACGUGGUCAAGGUCCUGCCUGUGACCCAGGCCAUGCUGCAGGGCAGUGUGGACGCGGCGGUGGCGGCGCCCGAGGUGGACUGGGCGGCGCCGAGGCCCGAGGACUGGGCGCGCGGCGGCGGCUGGGGCGCGCAGCGGGCCGUGCUGUUCAGCGGACUGGGCCUGCGCGCGCAGCUGACGGUGCUUGAGCUGCUGGAGGCCAGUGGGCUGCCCGCGGUGUGCGCGGCGGCGGCGGCGCCGGACAACGGCGGCCGGCGGCUGGGGGAGGUGCUGGCGGCGGCGGUGGCGGCCCAGCGCGGCGCGGCUCGGCGGCUGCCCAAGGAGGAGCCGUGGCGUCCUGGCGCACUGGGGGGCCGCAUGGUGGACACACGCGGCGGCAGUAGCGGCGGCAGUAGCAGCAGUGCCGGCAGUAGCACUGGGGCUGCAGCCGGCGCUGCCGCUGCAGCCGCGGCGGCGGCGGCUGGCGGCGGCGGUGGUGGCUUGGCGCCGCUGCAGGACCUGCUCGGAGACAAGGCGGCGGAACGGCUGCAGCAGCUGCGGCGGCAGCAGCAGCAGGAGGAGGCAGAGGCCGAAGAGGAUCAAAGCCGAGAGGAGGGAGCAAAGGGGGCGGCUGGGAAGCAGCAGCAGCAGCGGCGGGCGGCGCGGGGUGCGGUUGCGGGUGGUGUGGAGGUGGAGGAGCCGUUGUUGAAUCCGGAUUUGGCGACUGAGGUGGCGGCGGAGGCGGCGCGAUGGGCGGCCUGGUCACCACCCAUGCCGCAGGCUGCUGCUACUGCCGGCGCUGCUGCUGCCGGCAAGACCCCUGCAAAGCGUGCUACUGCGGCUGCUACUGCGGGGCCAUCAGCGGCGGCGGGCGGUGCUGGCGGGCCGAGUGUGGGAGACCUGGGUAUUGACAUGGAGGCGUUACGGCAGGAGGUGAUGCAGCACCUGGAGGGCUUGGAUCCCGAUCAGCUGGAGCAGGUACUGCUGGAUUCACCGUACGACAUUAAUGAUGACGCGGUGCCGUACAAUGCAGCGGCGGCGCGCAGAGGAGCUGGCGCUGAAGGCGCCGCCGCCGCCGCCGCCGCCACUGGCGCCGCCAAGCCACCUACGGGCUGGAGGAGUGAGGAGGACGAGGCGGCGGCGGCGGCGGGUGGCGCCAAGGGGCCGACGGUGGAUGCGGUGGCGGCGGUGGCGGAGCGGCAGCGGCAGCGCUGGGCGGAGGCGCGUGCGAGCAUGGAGGCGGCGGCGGCGGCGGAAGGGCGCCUGGUGCUGGAGGCGGAGACCAGUCCGUUAGAGCAGCAGCAGCAGCAGCAGCAGCCGCGGCGGCCUGAGGCAACGCGAGGCAGCAGCAGCAAUAGCAGUAGCAGCGGCGGCAGCGCUGGUGGUGCGGAGGAUUUCGGGCUGGAUUUCGACUCGGCGCUCGAUGACGUGUUUUCCCAGCUACAGCCGCCGCCCGCCGGUAGCGCAGCUGCUCCUGCGCGCGCUGCUACAACCGCCGGCGUCGGCGUCGCUGCUACAGCCGCUGCUCCAGCCGAUGACGGCUGGGACGCAUUCGGGCUGGAGGACCCCACCUCCGAGCUAGAUGACCUGCUGGGGCAGCUGGGCGGCGGCAGUAGCAGUAGCAACGGCAGCGGCAGUAGCAGCGCCGCGUCGGUGCGGCAAGCUGCUGCUGCUGCUAUUGCCGUCAGCAGCGGUAGCGGCAGUAGCAGCAGCAGUGCUGCGGGGCCGGGGCCGGGUGCGGGGGCGGUGCUGGAGGCGGUGCAGCGGGCUCUGCAGGGCGGCGCCUCGCCGGACGACGUGCGCCGCAUGAUGGACGAGCUGAUGUACGGCGGCAGUAGCAACAGCAGCAGUAGCAGCAGCAGCAGCAGCAGUGGCGGUCCUGGCAGUAGCACUGGCAGCAGUAGCCCAGCUGCCGAGUCCGCGGCGGCGGCGGCGGCGGCUGAAGGCGGCGACGCGGCCGCAGGCACCUCGCGGCGCCGCGGCAGCCUGUUUGCGCACUUGAAGAAAGACAAAGACAACAAAGGCAAGCCCAAAACCGCAAACGCCAACGUUACCAGUGACGCAUCGGCUGCAGCCGCUGCCGCGAACCUGCAGGGCGAGCCGGGCGGCGGCUCGGGCGCGCAGGGCGGCCGGCUGCCGGCGCCCCGCGCGCCGCUGGGUCCCAGCCCGCCGCCGGAGCGCGACCCCGCCCUGCAGCCGCUGUACCAGCUGCGACCCGACCUGGCCAAGGCGGUGGAGGACAAGAAGGUCAAGUUCCUGGACCUCAGCCGCCUCAACGACAAACAAAAGCGCCAGUUUGUUGACUACCAGGCGAAGCUCAGGCAGCAGCAGCAGCAGCAGGCUGUAGCGGGCGCGGCUGUAGCGGGGGCGGCAGGAGCUGCUGCAGCGGGGCGCGAGGGGGAGGAGGAGCGCAGGCGGCGUGCCGAGGCAGAGGCUGCGGCUGCCGCGGAGGAGGACGCGGAGGAGUAUGGGGAGGAGGGCGAGGACGAGGUGGAGGAGGAGGAGGAGGAGGAGGAGGAGGAGGAGGGCGCGGGCGUGGCGGUGGAUGCGGGGCGGCUGCGGGAGCUUGUGGCGGCGGCGACGGCGCAGGGGCUGGAGGUGGAAGAUUGCCUGGCGCAGGCAGUGGCCAUGGGCGUGCACCUGCCGCAGUCGGUGUUGGCGGAGGUGGGGCUGGCGCCGCCCGGCGAGGCGGCUCUGGAGGCGGCGCGGCGGCAGUACGAGGGCAUGUUCGAGCAGUGGGCGGCGGAGGCGGGCUUCGACCCCUCCAGCCUGGCUGAGCCUGUGGACCUACACGCACCCGCGGAGGGCGAGGAGGGCGAGGAGGAGGGCGAGGAGGCGCAGCAGCAGCAGCAGCAGCCGCCGCGUGGUCCCACCGCUGCAGGCAGCAGUAGCGGCAGUAGCACUGGCGGCAGUAGUGGCAGUAAUGGCAGUAGCACUGGCGGCGCUGGCGGCCGCAUGUCGCCGCUGCCCGGUGGCCUGGCGCCGGGGGCCCCGCGGCCCUGGGGCGCGGGCCUGGCACGGCCGCGGCGGCGCGACGUGGCGUAGUAGGAGGGAGCUAGCGUGUGUCACAGGACGGCGGGCGUAGGGGCACGUGGUUGAGACGGGGAUGCUUUGUUGGAGCGGUGGAGUGGAGGAGUGGUGGCAAGGUCAGCUGGGCGUAUUGGGUUGAUGAUGGGGCUUGUGUGGCUGUGGUGCGGGGAGGCGAGGGAGCGCGCGGGGGCGAUUGCAGGCCACCGCAACAUCCCUACACACAAGGCACCUGCUGGGAACUGGGUUACUGGAACUACGAUGCCGAGUCU
This is a messenger RNA of Chlamydomonas reinhardtii, 4192 nucleotides long. RefSeq lists its product as uncharacterized. The coding region runs from base 27 to 3938 and encodes 1303 amino acids. The record is from RefSeq and is a predicted model, not a curated record. NCBI's taxonomy places the organism in Eukaryota, Viridiplantae, Chlorophyta, Chlorophyceae, Chlamydomonadales, Chlamydomonadaceae. The transcript is spliced from 7 exons.